AUCUGCUUCGAGAGAAGCCCAACCAUCUGAUCUCCCCAGCAGAAAGAUGGCAGCUGGGAUGCGCUUAAGCUUCCUGCAGCUGUUCGCCGCUGUUCUUGCGUUCUGCUUCGCGCCCGCCAAGUCCGGCUACUGGCUCCAGGCCCAUGCCACGUUCUACGGCGGUGCCGACGGAUCCGACACAAUGGGUGGCGCAUGUGGGUACGAGAACUUGUACAACGCGGGGUACGGGAUCAACAACGCCGCGCUGAGCACGGCGUUGUUCAACAACGGCUUGUCGUGUGGACAAUGCUACCUCAUCACUUGCGACACCAGCAGGUCGGACAUGUGCAAGCCCGGCACGUCCAUCACCGUGUCCGCCACCAACUUCUGCCCUCCCAACUGGGCUCUCCCCAGCGACAAUGGCGGGUGGUGCAACCCUCCCCGUGUCCACUUCGACAUGUCCCAACCUGCCUGGGAGAACCUCGCCAUCUACCGCGCCGGCAUCGUCCCCGUCCUCUACCAGCAAGUCGCGUGCCAGAGGCAGGGUGGCCUGCGCUUCACCAUUAACGGCUUCAAUUACUUUGAGCUCGUGCUAGUGACCAACAUCGCCAUGAGCGGGUCCAUCAAAAGUAUGUCGGUGAAGGGAACCAACACGGCAUGGAUCCCCAUGUCUCAGAACUGGGGCGCUAACUGGCAGUGCCUAGCCGGGCUGACAGGACAGGCGCUCAGCUUCGCCAUCACCUCCUCCGGAGGCCAGUACAAGGUCUUCCAGGACGUCGUGCCGGCUUGGUGGCUGUUCGGACAGACCUUCACCACCUGGCAACAGUUCGACUACUAGCUAUAACAUUGUAUAAUUUGUACUUACUAUUAUCAGUUCGCUUCGUUCAUGUCGAACAAGCAUGGAACUGUCACAUAUACAUUAUUCCUUUUGAUUGUUCAAGUUUGCUACCCACCGAGUCAGGGGAGCCAGGGCCAAUA
Molecule: messenger RNA, 957 nt
Organism: Triticum dicoccoides
Lineage: Eukaryota; Viridiplantae; Streptophyta; Magnoliopsida; Poales; Poaceae
Product: expansin-A31-like
Exons: 2
Coding region: 47-817 (256 amino acids)
Biological process (GO): plant-type cell wall organization
Cellular component (GO): extracellular region
Source: RefSeq, a predicted model, not a curated record